Fundulus heteroclitus (mummichog) is the source of this 5075-nucleotide messenger RNA. RefSeq names its product KIAA0947-like (H. sapiens) (gene ice1). Lineage: Eukaryota; Metazoa; Chordata; Actinopteri; Cyprinodontiformes; Fundulidae. Bases 141 to 4502 code for a protein of 1453 amino acids. The record is from RefSeq and is a predicted model, not a curated record. The transcript is spliced from 20 exons.
UCCUUGAUCAACGUGGGAGACACGAAAGCGUGAAGUUGUUUUGGUCUCGUUUGGAAUAUGUGACACCGAGCUUUGGCUCUUUACUUUAACGUUUAUUUAUGAAGUUCCGUACUAGUUGUAGGUGAGUUAGCGUUACUGCCAUGAUGCCAGGCGACAGUCAGGCCAAAACGGCAGCUAUAGCCGCGGACGCCACGGUUGGAAGCUGUCAGAACUGCUCUGUUUUGCACCAGAGCCUAACGGAGUACGUCGCAUCGUUUCUGGCCCUGAAACAGAACAUAGCGGUUACAGAUGACUCCAUCAGGCUUCGAGAGCAGCUGGAGGAACUGCAGAUGCGGUUGGUUACCUUGGAGAAAAAGACGGCGGAUUAUGAAUCCGUACGGGCCGAGCUGGAGGAGAAAAAGGGUGCUCUCAAAGGUUAUGGACAACUGUCUGAAGAGAUGGAAAAAUUAAAGCAGGAAAAGAGCAGCACAGUGGCUGAGAAUAAGAAACUUGGAGACGAACUGAAGUCUUUGAAAGAUUUAACAGAAACACUGACUGCUGAAAAUGCACAGUUGAGGAGAGAGAAGGCGUCUAUUGAAAAGGAUUUAUUACAAACUCAGGUAUCUUUGAAGGAAUCUCAGGUACACGUGGAGAAGGCUGUGAAAUUGACAAAAGAGAAUGCCAUCAUGACACACAUGAAGGAUAGUCUUGAAAACAAAGUUAGACUGCUCGAAGAUUCAAUUAGCAAACAAGAUGAUCAAAUAUCUCAACUCACCAAAGAGAAGAUUCUGCUUGAAAGGAACAUUAAUGACCUCCAGGUGAGACUGAUCAAACUGGAAAGAGAAAGAUGUAAAGAAUAUAGGAGCGCUACAACUCAAACAAGAGCAGAGCCAAAAGUUGACAAAGAAAAGGUACGCAUGCUGCUGCAGAAUCUAUGGGAAUGUGUAGAGCCAGAACAAGAGCGGUCUUCACACAUAUCUAUGUUACCAGAGUUUGGUUUCAGGAGGAUUCUUCCUCCUUCUCCACAAACCAAACUGCUGUCUAAUCAAAGGCAAAUGUUCCCCUCCACUACUGAGACCAUGAGGGAAUCAAACGGUCUUCGAGUUGAGGCCCAAUCCACUCACACAAAUCUGAAACCUUGUCCCCGCGUAAGGGAUGCAUGGAAGCCCCAAGCGUCUAGUCAUCACUUCCCCGAAAAAGACAAGCUGAAAAAGAGCAAACAGUCGCCCAGAAAAAAUAAGCUUCUUGAGUUUUCUCCCAGCAAAGUCAGCCUUAAUGUUUCUGUGGAUGAAAUAAUGGAUUUUUUUAAACCAAUGCCACCCUGCAUAUCUCCGCUUUCUGAUAUGAAUACCAGUCUAGAAUCUGUGGAGAUGGACGAUGACGAAAUGAAUGGCCAUCCUGAACUUUCCGCGGAUGUUCUGCUUCCUAAACAAGAUCAGCCUUCAAACACCAAAACAUCACCUUUAAACCACGACGGGCCUAAAUCUCCUUCACUUGACGACAAAGAGAAGGCGGCCAUCCUAGAACACAGCUCAGAUCAAAAUCACUUUGAACACAAUGGACUGUGUGGUGUUUCUGAACUGAAUGAAAACUCUGAUAAAGCUCAUAAAAACAACAGUCCUCUAAAGAACAUGUCUCUACAGGAGCUGCCACAGCCUUUGUUAUCAAAUGAUAAAGUUUCAGAAGAGGCUUUCUCAUUACCAGCUGAAGGUAUGGAGCAUCCUCAGAAGGAAACCCCAGACAAUAGUACAGAAAACAUAUGUGACACUCCAAAGGUGUCUGAGAAGGUAAAAGAAGAUAAUUUGGAAACAGUUGCAGAGAUUGAUGUAGAUAUGAGUCCAGAUGACAUACCUAAUGUCACAACAGUUGUUUCUGAUGGGGAGAGAGUUGCAACUGCAAACUCUGGAGAAGCCGGAGCAAAACAACGUGUUGCUAAAUCUAAAGGCAAUGAAUCUUUGGAAGACACCAGUGUCACAGAAAACCAAGGAGGUCAUGUGGAUCCCUGUCAGGACAGUUCAGACCCCAAUCCCCCAGGGCCUCUCUGCCAAGACGCAGAAAUGUCAGAGGGUUCCCUACCAGGCAGCGGUGACAGCAUGAGUUGUGUCUUAAAUAAAAACCUUGAGGAGGGAAUGGAAAUAGAUGCCGGAGUGCAUUGCUCUGAGGACAGUGAUGGGAAUAAAGUGCAAAGUCCUAGAGAAGCUGACGUUACAGCUUCACCCACAGAGUCAACCGUCCAUCAUAGACUGUUGUCUCCUAAAAAGUCUCCAGGGCCCCAUUGUGAUCUGGAACAUACAGAAGCAACUUCUACAGCUCUGUCACUAAAGGAAGUUGACAAAGAGAAAGUAAAACAAACAUUAACAACUGACAGUGCUCCCUCAUUUUCCCCAGAAAAAAUAACAGUAGACUCUAAAUCCCUGGAAAAAUAUGGGCAUGCUCUUUGUCGAGCAUUAAGUCCUUCUUGUCUGUUGCCUCAAGUGAAACUGUUUGCUGUGCAAACCGACCCAAAAAUGGAAACUGUCUGCAAACUUCAAUCUGAUCCCACUGCUUCAAUUAUUGAGAGUUCGUCUGCCACCAAAGAACAAAACGGGUGUUUGGAGACGUUAACACCAGUCCAUGAUCAGCCAGGUUCUGGUCGGAAGGUUGAAGAGAAAGAGACGCCAGCACUUAGUCCGGGAGCAACUCAAACACCAGAGUUCAUUGGCCAUGUCUUCACUGAAAUGGGUCCUCCACUUCCUCCUGUCCUUACCCCUCUAACAACGCCUCCUAAAGCAGAAAAGCCAAUCAACCCAAGGCAUGCAAUUGGAAAACUUUCCUUUCCUUCACCUAUGGAUAGUUUAGCUUCCCCGGUCACCCCAGUGAAAACCAGUUUAACGCCCAGCAGUCAGCAGCUGAGUUCAUCUUCCCUAACCAGCCCAACCCAUCCAAACGGAGUCCCGUCGUCACCUCUCCAGUUUGGCUCAGCCACUCCAAAACACGCUUUGCCAGUUCCUGGUCGCUUGCCCUCCAAAGCUGUUAAUUCUUCCCCUUCUUCUUCGACCAGUCCGCCUCAAGAAAACUCCAUGAGGAUUCUCGAUACCAUGUACCCGGAGCUCUCUGCUCGCGCACGGACUCUUAGCAUCCUGAGAGGUAAUGUCAGUCUUGGCAUGUGUUCGUCAGAGAAUGGCGCAUUACCAAAAACAGCUGACGGUCAGAUAUCCGGCUUUAAAAGCAUCAGCUCCACGUCAACAGCCUUCACAAAGACGGAGACCAGGGGAGAAAAAAGACCUGCCGCGGAUUCGUCCCCGCCCAAAAGCAGCAAAUGCCCAAAGCUUGACAGCGGUUCUGCUGGAGUUGCUGGCAACCAGAGGUCUUCCGUCUCUUUAAACAGUGGAGAUGAGGCAGCCUCUUCCAGGACUCUGGUGCUUGAUCAGACCAAAAACAGGAUAGCACCUCCAUCCAUAGAAUCCGAAGAACCGGCUGAGAGGGAUCUUAUCGCUGGUUGUUUGAACAAAAUUAAGAACCAGUGCUUCGAUUUGCUGCCUGUUGUCCAGAGCCACUUGUAUGUUGGUAAUCUGCCCAAAAAGCCAGUCCUGAGAGAUGAGGAAAAGGAGGUCAUCUCAGAGAUUUGCAGCUCUAGCUCACUUCAGGUGGAUGAAAUGAUUCUGGCCAUAAUGACCAAACUAAAAGCUGAAAAAGAUGUCUUGAGUCUAAACUACUUGCAAGCCCUCUGUCGAGUCUACACGGGGAUCUGCAGACAGAAGAGGUUCUGGGAGAAGGCUCGCAUCCUGGCCUACAGCAUUCUGGUUGAAGAUUUUCCAGAUUCAGCAAAGCUGGUUUUGUUUGUGGUGACGACAUGGCCCAAUGUUCUGUCACACAGUAGUUUACUGUGCCAGGCCAUUCAUGCUGUUACCCAACUGAGAGCACCAAAAGGGCUUCUUGGCUGCCUUUCAGCUUUCCUUGGAUGGGAGAAGAAUCCUCCUUGUGACAUUGACCAGCUGAUCCUAAAAACUAUGACAGAGCUCCGGUCGGGAUCCAAUCAGACUUUUACCAAACACAUCCGCUAUGGAGAAGACCUGGGAGCUGGAGCCUGGGAACAGAUCUUCACGCUGCACCUCCUGUGUUCACACAAAAAAUGGAAAUGGACCUAUGAACACAUCCUGGGCAAAGAGUUGUGGCCGUUAAUGAACUCCUGGGUUCUACAGCCAAGACAUAAGCAAGGACCAGUCCGAGAUGAGACUGUUGCCACUGUACUUCGACUCGUAGGACGACUCAGUCAGUUGGGCCAUAAAGAAGGUUCUGUUUCCUCUUUGGUCACGGUGGCCAAUAUUAUCAACACAUUUGGAAGACAUGGACAAGCUGAAGGGGUUCCAUGGGCCAUCCAGCUAGCAGCCCUUUACUCUAUCUAUGAACUUUCUCCGUGCAACCCCAAACAAGCCCUGGAUGCUCUGGCUGGGUGGAGAGGAGAGGCUACUCAGAGCGUCCCACCUGCUGUCACUAGUUGCAUUAAUCAAAUAGCAUCUAUUUGCAGACAGGUUAGGAGCUGAAAACAAAUUGAUCUGCAUUAACAAUCAUUUUGGUGUGUAAUUCCUUUUUUUAUGAUAGGACAAAUACCUCAGUAUUGAUUUUAACAUGCAUCCUUAAUAGUUGUUUGACAUGUGAACACAAACAGUGACUAAAAGAUUUGUGCUCGUUGCAAUGCAAGGUUUAUCAACUCCAUUUUAAUUCUUUUGUCCUAAUUUGAAAGCACGUUUCAAAUAAUUUCAGACUUUAUAAGUGUUGUAUAAUCACAUAUAAGUGUAUUGCACUUAUAUUUGAUUAUAGCCUUUGAAGCUAAAUCUUUUACUUUAUAGAAGACAAAGAAAUUUUGUUUUCUAAAGUUUAUUCAGCUACAACCUGUAAACAAAUGCACUUGAACUGCUUGACCUUGUAGGAUUCUCAGGUAAUGCUGUAAAAUAUUGUAUAACAUGUACAGUGUGCUAAAGGUAAUCUAUAGCUGAUGUAAAUACAUUAUAAGAAUCCCUGUUUUUGCUAAUUGAAAUGUUUGUACAGUUUUCCUCAGAUGCUUCUAUUUUUUCUAAUUAAAAUGAACACAUAUUGUGUUUCACAGUAGUUUCUAA